UUGAAACAUAGCAGUGAAACACAGUGAAUAAAAUGGCCGAAACAGCUACUGAAGUCGUUCCCGCAGCAUCAGUUGCUGCAUCUCCAGCCAAGACACCGAAAAAGGCUCGUGCUCCUAAAGGAGAGGAUAAGAAACCAAAAAAGCCAGCCACCCAUCCACCAGUGAACGAAAUGGUUCUGGCCGCCAUCAAGACCUUAAAGGAACGUAAUGGAUCUUCUCUUCAGGCCAUCAAGAAGUAUAUCGGUGCCAAUUACAAGUGUGAUGUUGCUAAGCUCUCAACUUUCAUAAAAAAAUCUUUGAAGAGUGGUGUCGAGAAAGGUAAUCUUGUGCAAACCAAAGGAAGUGGAGCAUCGGGAUCCUUCAAAAUCAAACCUAAGGAUAAGACACCUGCGGGCGAGAAGAAACCAAAGAAAGCUGCGACUGGGAAGAAACCUGCAGGGGAAAAGAAAGUCGCCAAAAAGGCAGCCACUUCUAAAACUGCUGCUGCCAAAAAGCCGAAGGAAGCACCAGCAAAAAAAGCGGUUCAGAAGAAGGCUAAAGCUGUCGUCGCCAAAACCGCCAAAAAGGCUGGAACCGUAAAGAAAGCAGCCGCUUCCAAACAGAAACCAACCAAAGCAUCGAAGACAGCAGCGAAGAAGCCUAAAACUCCAAAACCGAAAAAGGCAGCACCAGCAAAGAAAGCUGCUCCGAAGAAAGCUGCUGCCAAAAAGUAAAGUGCACUGGUGCUUUUCAUUUGAAACUUAUUUAAAAACAAACAGUCCUUCUCAGGACUACCAAAACCAAUGGAACGAAAGAGUAACAAUAGUUUUCCACCUCUAAGAAUUCGAAUGUUUUCUUCAUGACAGUUAAUAUACAUUUUCACACAUCAUCAUCUUGUAUCCAACAUUAAACAAUUCUGAUAAUGUUGGUAUUUUAACGAAAAAGCUAAUCGAUGAUACCGAAUAGCAUCAUGAGAAUUACGAUUGUUUAAGGGAGGACCCCGGUCUAGAAAAUCGAAAAAAUCGAAUUUUUGUUUCUUGCAUUUUUGGGAAGUUUAUGUCCUCAGAAAUGUUGUCCUAAAAAAAUUUAUCGUAUUUUAUGGAAACGAAAUAUGGAAAGUUACAGCCACAAAAGUAUGAAGUCACCUUAAGGUAUGUACGAAUUUUAAAGCGCGUUUUUCUCGAAACCAUGUUAUUUCAACUGGUGGUGUCGAUAUCUCAGGAUCUACUCGACCGAUCUGGCUGAAAUUGUUUAUCAGCAUGUAAAAAUGAAUUAUCGGCGUUACAUAGCCGUUUUUCGAUAUAUCAUUUUUUCGAUUUUUGAAAAAUCGCUAUUUAGAGAUUUUUCAUGAAAAAUGUCUAAUUUUUAACGAAAAUGGCCGCCGUUUUGGCAAUUUUUCGAAUUUUCAAAAAACCCCUAUGUAACGCUUUAAGUAUUGUCUUAAAGUUUCAAAAUAUUCAUUAAAAUUUGUUCUACGACACCUCGUUGCUUCAGAACCGAUACCACCAACAAGGUACCGAUUUUCAGACAACAUCUACGCAUCCAGCCGUCAACAGCGUCAUAAUCAGUAUUCGUGCACUCAAAG
Molecule: messenger RNA, 1564 nt
Organism: Toxorhynchites rutilus septentrionalis
Lineage: Eukaryota; Metazoa; Arthropoda; Insecta; Diptera; Culicidae
Product: histone H1B-like
Exons: 1
Coding region: 33-713 (226 amino acids)
Biological process (GO): negative regulation of DNA recombination; nucleosome assembly; chromosome condensation
Cellular component (GO): nucleosome; nucleus
Molecular function (GO): nucleosomal DNA binding; structural constituent of chromatin; double-stranded DNA binding
Source: RefSeq, a predicted model, not a curated record